AUGGAGCGGCUGCUCUCCAGCUCAAUAUGUUCUUUGGCUUACGGGUCUCUUGCCGAAGGACGAGCUACAGUGGAUACUCAUCUACUUGCACUGUGCCGACCGCACUACAAACCACCGAGUGCAAUUUUCCCCGUGGCAAGUUAUGGGUUGCCAUUUCCGCAAUCUUCUUCUAGUUCUCGCUGCCGGGAAGUCUGCGACAUCUUAUUUGCGCCGUACAGUCCGUCGCUGGCGUUGGUGUGCACGUCUGGAAAUGAUCUUCUUACAUUCGACAUGAAUUGCGGCUCUUUCAUCUCAGAAAUUCAGUUGAGUCCGGGGAGUGGUGCAAAUGCAAAUAAUGGCCACCGCCGUUCCUGUACCCAUAUAAACCGAGACCCAGGCGCCCCUCUCAUCUUUUCCGGCGCUCCAAAUGGCGAUGUAAUGGUGUUUGACGCGCGUACUUCAGGCAUCACUGCAAAGCUCCUUGGGCAGAAGUUCUGUCCGACUCUCCGUCUCCCGUCUGCACAUGACGGCGCUGUGUGUGGGAUUGGUACAGGAAUAGCGCUCCAUCCGCAGCUUUUCCUCACUGGAGGCCGGGAAGACCGGUGGCUCCGCCUUUUUGACCUCCGAUUUCCGUUUCAUUAUAGUUCUGCAGGUUCCAGCAACGGAAAUCCCGUCGCGUAUCCGCUGGAAGCAAGGAGGUUGGGACCAAGCGAAGACCAUGGUGCUGGGUGGCGGACCUGCUUCAUGGCAUUUGAUGUGUCUCCAGAUGGAUCGUUGCUAGCAGGUUCUGUUGCUCGUCAUCGUACUGCUGAGCCCACAAGCAUGGAUCGGAAGCCGCAAGGAACCGAUGGCGAAACAGUGCUCCUCAGCCUAUCGGAUGGAUUACGCACUGUCAAAACCAUUGCAUCCGCUGAUGCUUGCGCAGCAGACUACGUUCAGUUUUCGCCUAACGCCAAGUAUAUUCUGCAGACGGGCGGCGUUGGAGGAACAUUCUGCAAAAUGUGCUGGCACUGCGAUUGCCGCUGCUCCUGUGUGUCGAAGCGCCGCGAAGAACAGUUGGACAAGCAGGCAAAUGGCACUACCGAAAGCCAUUAUAGUAUGUCUAACAUCCGGGGUUGGGAAAAAACGGUAGUAUCUAGCUCACGAAGUACUGUUGAGCUGGAGAGUUCACCGCAGGAGACUGGGAUUUCCUCUGACUAUUCACGCGCUCAGUAUCGGUGCAUGUAUCAUCGAGCACAACUAGUAAAUCUUGUCCAGUCCAAUAGAACUAUCAACCUCAAAAGUCCCGCGGAUGGUGCCGUUGCCUUCACCGAUUCGUUUUGCUUGUCUCACUCAUUCAAAGGGCUUCAGCAGCACGCUGCCCAGUUGGACUGGUCGAGGUAUGAAGGACUGGCAAAGGACCUCACUCGACCAGUGAUAUCGGCUGCGGCAGGCAAUGGCGGUUUCCUUCGUAUUCUGCACUUCACACUGCAGGGCCCGACGAGCAGGCAUGCUCACAAGUGCAGGCAAAGGUUUUGGAAGUAUCUGGCCAAGAUCCAGAGUUCAGCAACCACUCCUACUGGACAUACUAGUUCUGGUUUUAAGGCUAUGCACCGAGAAGUGAAGUGUGGUAAGGUGCGACCAGUUAUGCGACCAACAAAUGGAAGAGAUGAGGACGGCGCCCAUAGCGGCGGUGACAUGCCGCUCCGCGUGGCUGGUGCUGGUUCCCAUGACUCCGUACGAACGACCCCACAGAUAGAAGAAGCAGCUGUUGACAAAUCAAGCGCAGUUACCAAGCCGUUGCUAUUUCCUCUUCUCCACCCACAGCUGUCACAAUUCAUCUCGAGCUGUGGGCCACUACACCCUGCAUUCGUCCGAGCAGAAGCAGCAACGUUCCCUUUUAAGUGCAGGCUAUGGGGAGGCCUCGUCGUCGGAUAUGGUGGCUCUACAGCGGAUGGCUGUGGGCGUGCCCGGAUCUAUGACGGCCUAAAAUUGUGGGACUCCACGACAGGCGUCGUACUAAGCUGGACAGAAGGCGACUUGGCACAAGAAGACAAUUUGACUUGUAUAGCACCUAUUCCAGACACCAGCAGCUGCCUCCUGGCCACCGGAGGGUAUCUCCCUGUUGGUGCUAGGAACUGCCAGAGUUCUUCCCCAUCAUCGGGACUCACGUUUUGGUCCCUGCGUCGCCGGGAUGAUCUCAUCAUGUCUGCCCUCGAGGGGUGUCUUUCCCUUGAGGUAGAGUCAGAAGACUCCGAAGCCUCCAGUCACUGA
Messenger RNA from Eimeria necatrix, 2232 nucleotides. RefSeq lists its product as hypothetical. The transcript is spliced from 2 exons. NCBI's taxonomy places the organism in Eukaryota, Apicomplexa, Conoidasida, Eucoccidiorida, Eimeriidae. Gene Ontology annotation, molecular function: protein binding. The record is from RefSeq and is a predicted model, not a curated record. Bases 1 to 2232 code for a protein of 743 amino acids.